GCGGCCGCAGAGGCUGGAGCGAGGUGGCGGGAUGCAGCGCCCCGGGCCCUUCAGCACCCUCUACGGGCGGGUCCUGGCCCCACUGCCCGGGCGGGCCGGGGGCGCGGCCUCGGGCGGGGGCGGGAACAGCUGGGGCCUCUCGGGUUCCCACGUGCAACUGCCGGGGCGUGCACAGUCGGAGACCCGCGGCGACAAGGGAGGCUCGAGCGCGGGCGGCCCAGCCCCCUCCACGAUGUCCAAGGCCGAGGAGGCUAAGAAGCUGGCGAGCCACACGGCGGUGGAGAACCAUGUGAAGAAUAACCAAGUGCUGGGAAUUGGAAGUGGUUCUACAAUUGUCCAUGCUGUGCAGCGAAUAGCUGAAAGAGUGAAGCAGGAGAAUCUGGACCUCGUCUGCAUCCCCACGUCCUUCCAGGCCAGACAGCUUAUCUUGCAGUAUGGCUUAACCCUCAGUGACCUGGAUCAGCACCCAGAGAUUGACCUUGCCAUCGAUGGUGCUGAUGAAGUGGAUGCUGAGCUCAAUCUCAUCAAGGGUGGCGGAGGCUGCCUGACGCAGGAGAAGAUUGUGGCUGGUUACGCCAGUCGCUUCAUUGUGAUCGCUGAUUUCAGGUGCUGUCCCGGGUCCUGUGCUCCAGCUGAGAGUGUCCGUGGGUUCCCCAGUCUCAUCCCCGUGUGCAGAGGGAAGCCUGGGGAGGGACUCAGGAAGGACAACCUGCUCUCUGGGAUUCCAGGCAGUGACUCCUGCUGUUAUCAUAGCACUCUUGCAUGCAGCUGGGAGGAAGAAGUGCCAGGAAGGAACAAAGAUAGCCCUGGUUUCUUUCAGUGCUGUGUGAGAGAGCAGGGCUUUACUUCUGUGUUUCGUCUGGUGCUCUUUAUGAUGUUUGCUCCCAGGGACCCUGGAGGUUUGCCUUGUCUUGGGAAGCUGGACCUCAAUGCUCCUAUUCUUCAUUCUGCAGGUGUGGUGGACACAGGCCUGUUUAUCAACAUGGCGGAGAAAGUCUACUUUGGGAUGCAGGAUGGCUCCGUGAAUGUGAGGGAGAAGCCCUUCUGACCCUGUGAGGAGCAGGGUGCUCACCUUGAGUCUCCAGCCCAGGCACAGUGGACAUGCCUCUCCAGGAGCCUUUGCCUUAAUGUACCUUAAUGUAGCUGUCCACAGUGCCAGAGGGACAGCUGGCCGUGGGUGGGUGAGGGGGUGUCAAAUCCAGUCUUAUGAAGUAUUGCUAUGUGUCUUUUUAAAAAGAAAUUUAAAUAUAUAUUUUUACUAUUAAAAUAUUCAGUUUUUUUAUAAAAUAGAACUUGAUUUUAUGUUUUAUAUGAAACAUUUACCAAAACAAAAAAAAAAAAUGUAUAAAUAAAAACAGGUGGUCAGGACUGUCUCUGAAAGCACUGACUUGACUUGCUGGUUCAGCUUCUGAGGUUUUGGAUUUGCUGAGAAAUAACAACCCGACAUUUCCUUAAGCCAGCCGGCAGUGUCUCCUGAUGCCUUAUGGGAAACCUUGUUUACUUUCUUGCCGUACUCUGUCCUGUUUUGAGGUUGUUUUCAUUGUACCACUCCCAAGUCCUAGUUACGUUUUAAGAUGAGGUUUACACAAGUCUGAGCGGAGCAGCGGGGUUUGUGGUGACUUGGGGAUACACUCCCAGGUGAGAUGCACCUUCUCUGGGACCCUGGCUUUGCUUGGGUCCUGCUGGUGGGAGCACGUGGUGGGAAGCUUUCGCCUGCUGGCAGUGCAUAGCAUGGCGUGAGAUGUGCAGCACUUACUCUUUGUUGGAAUCAUUUUCUUUCUGUUAAUAUUGUUUUGUUCCUCUAAGAACACUUGUAUGAUUUGGCAUCAGAAGCUGUCACUUUCCUGUGCUGUUUGAAGGUUGAAAUAAACAUUGUUGUGCCAUUUUGA
Molecule: messenger RNA, 1889 nt
Organism: Peromyscus maniculatus bairdii (prairie deer mouse)
Lineage: Eukaryota; Metazoa; Chordata; Mammalia; Rodentia; Cricetidae
Source: RefSeq, a predicted model, not a curated record